AACAAACUGAAACAGACACCAAAUGCAUAGGUAAGUCAGGACUUGUAAGUACACACAAUGAGCUUGAAAAGAGAUUUCAUUUCAAGGGUACAGAAGGAGCUAAAACAACUGCAGUCCUUACAGCCUCAUGGAAUCCAAGUAACACUUCCAUCUGACAGUCUCCAAUUAUGGGAGGCUUUAGUGCCAGGACCUGAAGAUUCACUCUACAGAGGAGGGCGGUUCAAAGUUCAAGUUUAUUUACCUGAAAACUAUCCUCUUGAACCACCAACGGUACGUUUCCUGCCUCCCAUUUAUCACGUCAAUGUGAGUCCAUCAACUGGUCACGUGUGCCUGGGAUUCUUGACUGGGGAAAACUGGCUACCAACCCGUUGUAUUAGAGAUGUAUUAAGUGGUGUGUUCGCUCUACUUAUCAAACCUGAGCCUGAGAAUGCUGCUGACCAGACUCUGCUGAACAUGUUCAAUAACAACAAAAUGCUUUAUGAAGACAAGGCCAGAAAGAGCGCCAGAGAUGGCUAGGAUGAUCAAUUUUUUUUUUUUAUUUUCAAGUUCUAACUGUUCUCUGCUUCUAAAAGUUUCAUAAACCCAAUAAUUUGUGGCAAUUUAGCAACUUUGACUGAGGUCGGAAAUUAAUUAACUUUAUCAGAAGUUAAAUUCUUUUUUCCUUUUCAAAAUUUGUGCAAAGUGUUUUGCAUUUUCCCAUUUUCUUACUGGAAGACCAAGAAGGACCAGGAAGAAAGUUCAGUAUUACUCAGA
Molecule: messenger RNA, 753 nt
Organism: Pocillopora damicornis (cauliflower coral)
Lineage: Eukaryota; Metazoa; Cnidaria; Anthozoa; Scleractinia; Pocilloporidae
Source: RefSeq, a predicted model, not a curated record